Molecule: messenger RNA, 1704 nt
Organism: Anopheles maculipalpis
Lineage: Eukaryota; Metazoa; Arthropoda; Insecta; Diptera; Culicidae
Product: alkaline phosphatase-like
Exons: 3
Coding region: 79-1674 (531 amino acids)
Biological process (GO): dephosphorylation
Molecular function (GO): alkaline phosphatase activity
Source: RefSeq, a predicted model, not a curated record
UCGAAGCGUUCCGCUUUGGUUUGGAAGAAGAAUAUAGCUGCUGUUCAGUUGCUCGCAGACGUUCAGAUAGUGUCGAAGAUGUACCGGACAAUCAAGCUCGUACUGAUACUCGCCGCCGUAAUUGGCGUUGCGCUAGGAUCAUCACUAAACGAUGAAUACGAUAGUGAUAAACGACUUCAUCCGAGGCUGCCCGACGAAAACUUGAAGAAACUACCAAAAAGCAAAAAUGCGGAACAAGAACAAACGAUUGAGUACUGGAGAAAUCAGGCAAAGGCCACGGUUGAGCAGCUGCGGGAGAAGAAGGAAAACACAAACAUUGCCAAGAAUGUCAUCAUGUUUCUGGGCGAUGGAAUGUCCAUCUCCACCGUUGCAAUGGCACGAGUUUACGCCGGUGGUGAGGAGAUUCCACUGUCUUUCGAAAAGUUCCCGUACAUUGGAAUGUCGAAGACGUACUGCGUGAACUAUCAGGUGGCCGAUUCGGCUUGCACAGCCACCGCCUAUCUGACAGGUGUGAAGGGCAAUUACGAGACGAUUGGUGUGAAUGCGCACGUACCGGUACGUGAUUGUGAGGCUGGCCGGAACCGUAGCACGCACACCACCUCCAUCGGGCAUUGGGCGAUGGAUGCGGGUAAGGAUGCUGGCAUAGUGACGACGACACGCGUCACACACGCUUCCCCGUCCGGUAUGUACGCUCACAUCGCGUUCCGGGACUGGGAAGAUGAUUUCUGGGUACGACAGGAUGGUUGCGAUGCGGACCGGGUGGAUGAUAUUGCGGAACAGUUGGUGUACGGUGAGACAGCUCCAAAACUGAGAGUGAUUUUGGGUGGUGGACGACGUGAGUUUAUGGAUAAGGACAUUCAUCAAGACUACGAGACGGGAAAAGGAGGAUAUCGAUCGGACGGAAGACAUCUGAUCAACGAAUGGUUGCGGAAUGGUCCUGUCGGAGAGAACCGAACGUUUGUGUGGAAACGAUCGGAUCUGCUGGCAGUGGAUCCACACCGGACAGAUAGAUUGCUCGGAAUGUUUGAACCAAGCCAUUGUGUUUACAAUUUGGACAAAGUGCACAAAAAUCUUGACGAAGAGCCAACGCUCUCGGAGAUGGUGGAUAAGGCGACAGAUAUCCUUAGUACCAACCCGAAUGGAUUCUUCCUGUUCGUGGAGGGCGGUCGCAUCGAUCACGGACAUCAUGACAAUCAGGCACGAUACGCCAUUGAUGAAACGGUGGAGUUCGCGAAAGCGAUAGAGUUAGCCCGUAAAAAGUUCAGUGAAGAAGACACGUUGAUCGUGGUGACAUCUGAUCACUCUCACAGUGUAAGCUUUUCAGGGUACCCGAACCGUGGAAAUGACAUCUUUGGUACAGCGGGUACUGGAAAGGAUGGAAUACCGUACAUGACGAUCAGCUACGCAAACGGGCUUGGGUUUCACAAGCAUGUCGAUAAAGCAAAGGGAGAGCGUGCUAAUGUGCGAAAUAUGGAGGACGCUGGUGCAGAUAACUUUGAGUUUCCCGCCACCCUGCCAGUCGAGCUAGAAACGCACGGUGGUGAAGAUGUGGCCGUGUACGCAUCUGGACCAUGGUCCCAUCUAUUCACCGGUUCGUACGAACAGAACGUCAUACCGCACAUGAUGGCGUAUGCCUCGUGUAUUGGGAAUGGGUUAAAAGCUUGUACGAAUUAAUCAGUCUCAAAAUUGAAUAUCCAAUAAAGU